Caenorhabditis briggsae is the source of this 102-nucleotide messenger RNA. NCBI's taxonomy places the organism in Eukaryota, Metazoa, Nematoda, Chromadorea, Rhabditida, Rhabditidae. The transcript has a single exon. Bases 1 to 102 code for a protein of 33 amino acids. The record is from RefSeq and is a predicted model, not a curated record.
AUGAUUGGAAAGAUAAGAAGCGUACUAUUGAAGAAGUCUGAAACAAAAUCUUUGAAUAGCAAACCAAAUCUCGAGGAAGUAAUUGAAAAACAUAGAAAUUAG